Molecule: messenger RNA, 2108 nt
Organism: Pogona vitticeps (central bearded dragon)
Lineage: Eukaryota; Metazoa; Chordata; Lepidosauria; Squamata; Agamidae
Source: RefSeq, a predicted model, not a curated record
UCUCCUCUUCGUCUGUGAGGGGGAUGAUGGGAGUUGCAGUCCAAAGACUCUGCUGAGGUCCCGUGUCCGGGAAGCCCUUCCGUAACCCCUGUCGUCGUCGGGGGCGGCGGCGGCGGGGGGGGCGCGGGGGGGAAAGAAAAGAAGGAGGAGACCUGACCCCCCCCACUCUCCCUCGCCCCCAAAUCGGGCAAGGCGGAACCUGCGGGCGCGACCGCGCGGGGCGAGCCGGACCUCGGCCGAGAGCGGCUUCCGGCGCGCAGGAGCCACUUCCGGCCUCUCGGCGGACCCGCUCGGCCGCCAUGGAGACCAUCCUGGAGCAGCAGCGGCGCUACCACGAGGAGCGCGAGCGCCUGAUGGACGUGAUGGUGAAGGAGAUGCUGACGCGCAAGUCCACGGUCAGGACCCCGCCGGGUCGGGAAAGAAAGAAAGAAAGAAAGAAAGAAAGAAGGGUCUUCUCAGCAUCCCAGGGUGGGGAGGGUUCACGAGGAGCCCAGGCCACUGCAAGCGUCUCCUCUGGUCCCCAUGCUACCCCCCCCCCCCAAAACAAUCCGGGAUAUCUUUGCAAAGGAUGGGAUGUGGCAAGGGUGGGGGUUGCCCUGUUUGUUUCUACUCAGUCCAUUGGAGCUGGCUUGGUGCUUCUUCUGGCGCUCAGGUUGCGGAAGGAGGAGCUCAGCGCCAUCUCAGGACCCAACGAGUUUGCAGAGUUCUACAAUAGGCUCAAGCAGAUCAAGGAGUUCCAUCGGAAGCACCCAAACGAGAUCUGUGUGCCAAUGUCGGUAGAGUUUGAGGAGCUCCUGAAGGCCCGGGAAAACCCCAGCGAAGAAGCUCAGAACCUCGUGGAGUUCACGGAUGAGGAAGGCUAUGGCCGCUACCUGGACUUACAUGACUGUUAUCUCAAGUACAUUAACCUGAAAUCCUCAGAGAAACUAGAUUACAUCACCUAUUUGUCCACAUUUGACCAGCUUUUUGACAUUCCCAAGGAAAGGAAAAAUGCAGAGUACAGGAGGUACCUGGAGAUGCUUCUGGAAUACUUGCAGGAUUACACAGACCGGGUGAAGCCGCUUCUGGACCAGAAUGAGCUGUUUGGCAAAAUCCAGGCUGAGUUUGAGAAGAAAUGGGAGAAUGGCACUUUCCCCGGAUGGCCAAAAGAGACCAGCAGCGCCCUCACCCAUGCUGGUGCCCACUUGGAUCUCUCGGCCUUCUCUUCCUGGGAGGAAUUGGCCUCCCUGGGGCUCGAUCGGCUGAAAUCUGCACUGCUUGCGUUGGGUCUGAAAUGCGGUGGGACGCUGGAGGAGCGAGCGCAGAGGCUGUUUAGCACCAAGGGCAAAUCCCUGGAGGCCCUCGACUCUUCCCUCUUUGCUAAGAACCCAAAGACAAAGGGGAGCAAGCGAGACACCGAGAGGAACAAGGACCUGGCCUUUCUGGAGGCUCAGAUCUACGAGUAUGUUGAGAUUCUUGGGGAGCAGCGCCAGCUCACCCAUGAAAAUGUGCAGCGCAAGCAGGCCCGGACAGGCGAGGAGCGCGAGGAAGAAGAGGAGGAGCAGAUCAGUGAGAGUGAGAGUGAAGACGAGGAGAAUGAGAUCAUCUACAACCCCAAGAACCUACCUCUGGGCUGGGAUGGCAAGCCAAUCCCAUACUGGCUGUACAAGCUACAUGGGCUGAAUAUCAACUACAACUGUGAGAUCUGUGGAAACUACACCUAUCGGGGGCCCAAAGCUUUCCAGCGACACUUUGCAGAAUGGCGCCACGCGCAUGGGAUGCGGUGCCUGGGCAUCCCCAACACGGCUCACUUUGCCAAUGUCACACAGAUCGAGGAUGCUGUUUCCCUGUGGGCAAAGCUGAAGCAGCAGAAGGCUUCGGAGCGGUGGCAGCCAGACACAGAAGAAGAAUACGAGGACUCCAGUGGGAACGUGGUCAACAAGAAGACCUACGAGGACCUGAAGCGCCAAGGCCUGCUGUGAGGGGCACGAGCCCCCCGGCCUCAUUCCCAGGCUCCAGGCCACACGUGCAGGCACCCUGAGGAUGCCUACAGUGGCCAGUGGCAAUUCCGCAAGACUUUUUCUUUGUAUUGAACUUAUACAUAAAAAUAAACCCUAGUUUUAGAAGGA